Messenger RNA from Sungouiella intermedia, 777 nucleotides. The record is from the annotation of a GenBank genome assembly. NCBI's taxonomy places the organism in Eukaryota, Fungi, Ascomycota, Pichiomycetes, Serinales, Metschnikowiaceae.
AUGAAAGACCUCGACGUGGAAGCAUUCUUGGGUCAUAUGGCCCCCCUCGGUAAUAAAGAAACCCUCACGCCCGGCGAAGCGCUGUUACUUCAGCUUAAAAUCGCCGAGCUAGUUUUGGACAACACAAUUGAUGUCCCACUUCUCAAAUUUUUGAGCCGAUUUUUGACCCAGCAAUCGUAUGACGAGUUGGUUGAAGAGCGUAACAUCGAGCACCAGUGUGGCUACCCUUUAUGUGGGAAAUCGCCCAAGCACCAAGUUAGAAGACCUUCCAAUAGUGGAGCCAUGGAAACUGCCACCAGAUACCAAAUCUGGAACCGCAAACCGUCCAUGAUAUUGCCAAACACGUACUUGCUGCAGUACUGUUGCAAGGAACAUUACCAGGCAUCGUUGUUCUACCGCAACCAGCUCUCACAAGAGGCUGUGUUUGCACGCAAGAACAUUUUGGUGGUGCCACCAUUUGCUUCUGUGGCAGGGCCUUGGUACGAAAACAAUAUUACAUGUUUAGAGGAGGUACUUGCUAAGCACCGUGAGAUGAAGCAGCAGGGCAAGUCACUUAGUGAGGUGAUUGCAAUGAUAAAUGGCUUGCUGGUGGCUGACAGCGAAAGUAGCGAAGUAUCGGACUUGGUAAAACUCAUCCAGGACUUCGAUAUCAUCGAACAUGAAGGUGGUGUUAUAGGUGAAGACCCAGACGAUGUGGAGUACGAUAAAGAAACAGCAUCCAAAGGUGUAGACGGCUACAUCACUACGAGCCGCAGCUUUGGUGGAUAUGUGGUUUAG